Molecule: messenger RNA, 7805 nt
Organism: Cynoglossus semilaevis (tongue sole)
Lineage: Eukaryota; Metazoa; Chordata; Actinopteri; Pleuronectiformes; Cynoglossidae
Gene: col6a4a
Product: collagen, type VI, alpha 4a
Exons: 41
Source: RefSeq, a predicted model, not a curated record
CACCUGGAAAAGUCACGAAACAAACUAAAGCAGGUUUGAUUUUCUAACCUCAUGGUGGACUGGGUUUUACUCAGGCCAGGAACUGAAGAAACAAACGGAAACAAUGCGUAUUACCGACUGGAGGUGAAUGGUGGGAGUGGUCGUGUGUCUGUGGGUGUUUCCUGCUGCUCCAUAUAAGAUGCUGUGGAAAUGUCUAAGGUCUGAGAGCAGCAGCAGCAGCAGCAGCAGCAGCAGCAGCACGACGGGACAGCUGUUACUCAGUCUCUCACCGUCCUGCGGGGGACUCUCUGAUCCUGAAUCUGCUCUGGGCUGCAAACGAUAGAAACCUGAGACCCGAUGGAGGGGGGGCAGAGCCUACUCCUCAUCCUCAUGGUAGGAUUGUGUUUCCACAGCAUCACUGCUCAGAGAACAGUCUGUACGCAAGAGGGCGUCGCCGACAUUGUCUUCAUGGUUGACGGGUCGUGGAGCAUCGGUACAAAAAACUUUGAGCAGAUCCGCCAGUUCCUCUACACACUGGUCAACAGCUUCGACGUCGGUCCUGAUCGAGUCCGCAUUGGAUUGGUCCAGUACAGCACCACACCGCGCACAGAGUUCCUGCUAAAAGACCACAUGGACAAGCAGUCACUGCUAACACAGAUCAGCUCGUUCCCCUAUCUAACAGGAGGAACACAGACGGGAGAAGCGAUUAAAUUCAUUAAUCAAACCUACUUCACCGAGGAGGCCGGGAGCCGAGCCAACCAGCGGGUGCCUCAGAUCGCCGUGGUCAUCACAGACGGUGAAUCCACAGAUGAUGUAAUCGAGCCUGCUAAGAGUCUACGGGAGAAAGGCGUUAUGGUGUUCGCUAUCGGUGUCGGACAGGCUAACAUCAAGGAGCUCCAGUCCAUGGCCAACAAGCCUUCAGAGCACUUUGUGUUCCACCUAGAUAACUACCAGGCUCUGCUGGCCAAGAAGGACGAGCUGUUGCAGACCGUCUGCGUCUCCAUGGAGGAUCAGAGACAAGCGUUGGCUGAAAAAUUUUCGGACAUUUUCUUCCUGUUGGACGGCGGCUUAAGUUCCACAGAGUUCGGGCAAGUCCGGAACAUCCUGGUUCGACUGUCCAACCAGCUGAAGGUGGGGGCGUCUGCCCAUCGCUUGGGCCUAGCCUUCUACGGACAAGACACCAGGGUGGAGUUCUUUCUCAACAGCUACCAGACCAAAGAAGACAUACAGAGUAAAAUCAAGAAGGUCCGCAUCGGUCAACUGCAACCCAACGAAAAGCGCAACCUAGGGAAUGCCCUGGAACAAGCAAGGACUCGCUUCUUAAUCAAAGAGGCUGGGAGUCGUGCAGACCAAGGGUACCAACAGUACCUGGUCGUGUUUAGUGGACAAGAUUCUAAUGAUGACGUGGACAGGUUUUCACACCUUAUUAAAUCUGAAGGAGUGACGGUGGCGGGCGUAUCUCUGGGUGUGUCCUCUAGUCAAAUGAAAGACAUUUCCACACCGGGCUAUUAUUUUCAAUCCAACACCAACUUAGUGCCGUCGCUGAAGUCUGUGUUUGAGGGACAGGAACAAGCAUUUUCUCAGACUCAAGAUUGUAGAGCGGCCUUCCUAGCCGACAUCGUCUUCAUCGUUGACGAGUCCGGAAGCAUCGGAACUAAAAAUUUCCAGCUGGUGCGUACAUUCCUACACACUGUGAUUAGCGGCAUUGAGGUCGGUUCGAACAGAGUGCGGCUUGGAAUUGUAACGUACAGCGCUAAGGCCACAGCACAUGUCUACCUCGACAGCUUCGAUAACAAGAAGGAUCUGUUAAACUUUGUUAAAAUCCUGCCUUAUCGCAAGGGAGGAACCCAAACAGGAGCCGCCCUGAAUUUCACCAGGGAAAAUGUUUUUGUUAAAAAUAGAGGAAGCAGGAAAGACUAAGGUUUUCAGCAGGUGGCAGUAGUUAUCACUGAUGGCAAAUCCGAUGAUGACGUGAGCCGAGCAGCAGCAGAACUUCGUAGAACCGGCGUCACCAUUUACUCUGUUGGAAUUAAAAACGCUACCAAGGAAGAGCUGGUGAAAAUAGUCUCGCAUCCUCCAAAUAAACACAUUUUUAUGGUGAACGACUUCACCAAACUCAGGUCUGUAGAGCAGACUCUUCAAAAGAUUCUCUGUCAGGACAUCGUGCACCAGGCUAUUACCGUCCAGACCAGAAGAACUAACAUCAAAGAAGAAUGCUUGCAAACAGAUGAAGCUGAUAUUUUCUUCCUCAUCGACCAAUCGGGGAGUAUCCACCCUCCAGAUUUCUACGAUAUGAAGAAGUUCAUCUUUGAGUUUCUCAACAAUUUCCGUAUUGGGCCACAGCAUAUCCGUGUGGGUAUUGUGAAAUAUGCAGACGACCCUGUCCUGGAGUUUGACCUGACGACCUAUUCUGAUGUCAAGACAAUGAAGAAAGCCGUGGAGGACAUGCUCCAGGUGGGAGGAGGCACCGAGACUGGAAAAGCAAUUACUUUUAUGGGCCCACAGUUUGACAGAGCAGAGGUAACACGUGGCUACAAAGUCUCAGAGUACCUGGUCGUCAUCACUGAUGGACAGUCAACCGACGAUGUCAAGGUUCCUGCCAAAAAACUCCAGUCCCAGGGUGUCACGGUUUACGCCAUCGGGGUGCAAAACGCAGACCAGGAACAGUUGAGAGAAAUUGCGGGCGACCCCAAAAGAACAUUCUUUGUGAAUGACUUUGACGCCUUAAAUCCCAUCAAGGAUAACAUCAUCACAGAUAUCUGUUCUACAGAUGCCUGUAAAGACAUACCAGGAGACCUGGUCUUUUUGAUUGACAGCUCAGGAAGCAUUGACUCAUUAGACUACGAGAAAAUGAAGGAGUUCAUGAAAACCAUCAUCAGUAGGUCCGCCAUUGGGAUCGACGACGUGCACAUUGGUGUCAUGCAGUACAGCACCAAGCCGAGGCUGGAGUUCUCUCUCAGCUUCACUUACAACAAAGAUGAGAUGAACACGGCCGUUGACAAAAUGCAGCAAAUCGGAGGAGGUACGCACACCGGCCAGGCCAUCACUGCCGUGUCUCAGCUCUUUGACGGAGGGCGUUCCAAACUGAGGCAGAGGUUGGUGGUGAUCACAGACGGGGAGUCCCAAGACGCCGUCGCAGCCCCGGCUGAAGCUCUGAGAGCCAAGGGUGUGGCCAUCUAUGCCAUUGGAGUUGUGAACGCCAACACGACUCAGCUGCUGGAGAUCAGCGGCUCCUCCGACAAGAUGUAUUCUGGGAGAGACUUUGAUGCUUUAAAGGACCUGGAGAACCAAAUUUCUUUGGACCUGUGUGCAAAAGAGGGAGAGUGUAGGAAGACACAGCAGGCUGACGUCAUUUUCCUGGUGGACGGUUCCACCAGCAUCAGCCUUCCCAAGUUCAGGAGCAUGCAGAAGUUUAUGUCGGCCAUGGUCAACCAAACCACGGUGGGUAAAGACCUGACCCGCUUCGGUGUCAUCCUCUACUCCACCUACCCCAAAAAUAACUUCACCCUGGAGACGUACGGCUCCAAAAAAGAGGUGCUUCAAGCCAUUCAAGACCUAACGCCGCCAAGAGGAGACACCUACACCGGCCUGGCCCUGGAGUACUCCUUAGACUUCUUCAGUGCUGCCAAUGGAGGUCGGGCUGCUCUCAAGGUGCCUCAGGUUCUCAUGGUGAUCACAGACGGUGAAGCCACUGACCCUCACCAUCUCGAAAAGCCUUCGAUGGCACUGAGAAACAACGGGAUCAGCGUCUUCAGCAUUGGUGUGGAAGAAGCCAACAAGGAAGAGCUGGAGAUCAUGGCAGGUCACGACGCUUCCAAAAUUUUCUACGUGGACAAUUUUGAUGCUCUGGAAACUCUGUACAAGAACCUUUCUCUGGUUCUCUGCAACUCCACCAAACCAGUUUGUGAGAAGCAGAAGGCCGACCUGGUCUUCCUCCUGGAUCAGUCUGGAAGCAUCACGACCAACGAUUACACCAUCAUGAAGAAAUUCACCACUGACCUGAUCAAGAGCUUCAAAGUCGGUGAAGAUCUGGUCCGUGUGGGCCUGGCCCAGUUCAGCGACACUUUCCAACACGAGUUCUACCUCGACAAAUUCUACAGCGAGCAGGAAGUCACCAAACAUAUUAUGGGCACUGUGCAAACGGGAGGAGGAACCAAAAUAGGGAAAGCACUGGAUUCCAUCAGGGAUUAUUUUCAGGCGUCACGCGGCGGCCGCAGAUCUUCAGGGAUUUCUCAGAAUCUGGUACUGAUCACUGACGGAGAUUCACAGGACGAAGUUCUAGCGGCUGCCGAGCGUCUCAGAGCCCUGAAAGUCGAGGUGUUUGUCAUCGGCAUCGGACACGUUCAGGUCAUGGAGCUCCUGCAGAUCACUGGCACCCCAGACAGACUGUUCACUGUGCAGAACUUUGGCAGCUUGGAAAAGAUCAAGGACAAGGUGGUGGAUACCAUCUGCAAGUCCAAACCCAUAGAAAAUCCAAGUGGCUGCACCAUCGAUGUUGCCAUGGGCUUUGAUAUCUCUCGACGAAGCGGAACGCCUGGUGAGAUGUUGGUCAGCGGCCACACCAAGCUCCAGGCCCUCCUUCCAGAGAUCGGACAUUACGCUUCCUCGGUAUCAGAGCUGUGCUGCUCCAAACCCGACCUCAUCAGGACCAACGUGGGCUACAGAGUGGUGGGCCGGAACGGACAACAAAUCGAUGACUUCAAAUUUGAGGCCUACAGUGAGGAGGUGCUGAGGAAGGUCAUGACCCUUAAUCUGAAGGAACCCACUUACUUCAACUCCGCUCUGCUCAAGUCCUUUGGUCAGAAGUUCAAAGCCGAGUCCGGGGCUGGUGUGAAGGUGCUGAUCAUCUUCUCAGAUGGACUGGAUGAAGACGUGAUGAGACUGGAACAGGAGUCGGAGCUCCUGCGGAAGUCCAAUAUCAACGCUCUGCUGGUGGUGGCUCUAGAGGGCGCUCGUAACCCCGCCGAGCUGCAGAUGGUGGAGUUUGGACGUGGCUUUGGCUACAAACUCCCGCUGAGCAUCGGCAUGCCGAGUGUGGGCAGCACCAUCCUCAAACAGAUUGACGCCGUGUCGAACAGGGAAUGCUGCAGCGUCAUGUGCAAGUGCUCCGGACACGAAGGCGUCCACGGAUCUCGCGGACACCCUGGAUCAAAGGGUGUGACGGGUCAGAAGGGAUACCCAGGAUUCCCUGGAGAGGAGGGCGUGGCUGGAGAACGAGGAUUUCCAGGACCCAGUGGACCUCAGGGGCUGCAGGGCUGCUCCGGUAACAGAGGAACAAAGGGAAACCGAGGUCUGCGUGGCAACAGGGGAGACGAUGGAGAGGACGGACUGGACGGAGUGAACGGAGAACAGGGAAUGACGGGAAAAGACGGCGUCGGAGGAGAGAGAGGACGAAGAGGAGACCCAGGAAUUCCGGGAAUCCGAGGAGAGGCGGGGCUGAAAGGACAGCGAGGACUGCGAGGUGAUCCGGGUGAACCUGGAGCCGACAAGAACAGCCCCGGAGCCAAGGGGGAAUCUGGGAAUCCUGGUCUACCUGGACCCCCUGGAUCCAACGGUCAGCCUGGUGAGAGUGGAGUGGUGGGAAACCAAGGUCCAGAUGGAAGAAGAGGAGCAGCUGGAGAGAAGGGCGCAGUUGGACCUCCUGGAGACAAAGGACAACCAGGCAUUGAUGGACCUUCUGGUUCUAGGGGUCCCCAAGGUAUUAGAGGUCAACCUGGACCCAAAGGAAUAUUUGGACUUCCUGGACCUCAGGGAGCACCAGGAGCUCCAGGAGAAGUAGGAGGCGCAGGGAGACGAGGAGCUGUCGGACAGAAGGGUCAACCAGGAGAUCCUGGAGUCCAAGGAGGUCCAGGACAGCAGGGAGCCAGAGGACCUCCGGGUCAGGAUGGUCGAGACGGAUAUGGACCUCCAGGAGCCAAGGGAGCAAAGGGAGAUCAUGGAUUUCCUGGAUAUCCUGGUUUAGUGGGUGAGACGGGUCCUGAUGGAUCUAAAGGAUUUCCAGGACCUAAAGGGAACCGAGGUCGUAACGGAAACUCUGGUCCAUCUGGAGAGACGGGACUUCCUGGAGCGGGGGGGAAUCCUGGACACACGGGAUCCAGAGGUCCACCUGGAGUCAGAGGCAUGACGGAGUGUCAGCUGAUCACUUACAUCAGAGACAACUGUGCCUGUUCCUUCGAUCGGACCGACUGUCCCGCCUUCCCCACUGAGCUGGUGAUUGGUCUGGACAUGUCCGAGGACGUGGCGCCUGCUGUCUUUGAGAGGCAGCGCUCCGCCGCUCUGGCCCUGCUGGAGGACGUCGGCAUUGCAGAGAGCAACUGUCCCACUGGAGCUCGUGUGGCCGUGGUGGGUUACAGCGCCUACACCAGGUACCUGGUCCGCUUCCAGGAUUACCGUCAUAAGAAGCAGCUGAUAGAGUUUGUGAAGAACAUCGCCCCGGAGAGGACGACCAACCAACGCCACCUAGCUGCCGCCAUGCGUUUCGUGGCUCAUAACGUCUUCAAACGUGUCCGAUCGGGAAUGAUGAUGAGGAAAGUCGCCGUCUUCUUUUCUAGCGGACCUUCGCAGGAUGUGAGUGACCUGGUGACGGCCGUGAUGGAGUACCGCGGCCUCAACAUUGUUCCGGCCAUCGUCUCCACCAGGAACGCUCCAGGAAUGCGCAAAGCCAUGGAGUUGGACGACUCGGGGAACUCCAUCUUCACCGUGCUGGGCAGAGACAUGGCCGCUGACCUGAGGAAGGUGAAGAACUGCGCCAUCUGUUACGACCCGUGCCGACGCUCGGAGGAGUGCGGCUUCAUCCAGGGGACGGCGCCUCCUCAGGACGUGGACGUGGAUCUGGCCAUGGUCGUGGACAGCUCCAGGGAGGUGCAGGGAGACCAGUACACCGGCUUCCAGGAGCUGCUGGGUUCUAUCGUGGAGCAGCUGGCCGUCAGCUCACAGCCGCGCCGCGCCGGCACCCAGGCCCGGGUCGCCGUAGUCCAGCAGAGCGGAACCAAGACUCCCAAAGUGGAGUUCAGUCUGCAGACCUACCAGGACCAGCAGGUGAUGAGAACUCACCUCUUACAGAAGAUGCACCAGCUGGGCGGAGCCUCGUAUUUGGGGCUGACGCUGAACUACACCCUGACGGAGGUUCUGAAGAAGGCCACCAACGCCCGCAGGAAGAAGCUGCUGCUGGUGGUGGUUGGCACCCAGACGGCACACGAGGACCACGCCCUCCUGCAGUACGUCUCCAAUAAGGUUAAGUGUGAGGGCGUGGCCGUGUUUGUGCUGACGGUGGGCGAUCGCUACAGCCGCGUGCAGGUGGAGGAGUUGGCCAGUGUUCCUGUGCACCAGCACCUGAUCCACCUGGACCGACUGAAGGCUGAAGAGCAGACGUACACCCAACGCUUCUUCCGAGUCUUCCUCAAUGCUCUCAACAGGGGAGUGAACACGUAUUCUACUGCAUCAAUAAAACAGGCCUGUGAAAGGGUGGAAGCUCAGGAACGAGAACAGAGCUCCACCUAUAGUCAGAGUCAGGUGGGGCAGUGGGCGGAGCUAGAAACAGUGAUGGCGGAGGAACCGAGGGAACAAUUCCAGCAACAGACCAGAGGACGGACGCAGACGGGACAGAUCGACGUGAUGGACACACUACUGCCAGGAGACGCAGGAUUCUCAGUGAUGUGGGACAACGGUAACACACACACACACACACACACCCACACCCCAAACGCCCCCCCCCUUCAGUUUACAACUCAUCGUCACAGACUAAUGAAAGUCAAUCAUAUGGUUCUCACCCACAGACGCAGAACAGUUUCUCAGCAGAACCGUUGAGAACAACUUCCCCUCCAAAG